Molecule: messenger RNA, 1017 nt
Organism: Ceratina calcarata
Lineage: Eukaryota; Metazoa; Arthropoda; Insecta; Hymenoptera; Apidae
Product: adult-specific cuticular protein ACP-22
Exons: 3
Coding region: 33-803 (256 amino acids)
Cellular component (GO): extracellular matrix
Source: RefSeq, a predicted model, not a curated record
AUCGGAUUCUCCACGAAGUUAUUAUUGUUUGUAUGUUUCACGGUUCGACGUCGGAGAGAAAUUUUAUGGGACUGGCUCCAAGCGUGAAAGCUCGUAGAGGGGGGCUAGGACUGACCAGCGAAAUUCACACAGCGUGUAACUGGCGGAUUCGCCUGUGUUUACGAGGGACGUGUCCAUGCGCGUCUCGGUAUAAAAGCCUAGAAAACCCGGUGGAAAGUGGCAGUUCUCACCUGGCCUCCUUAAAUACCGUAAUGAGAGACAUGAGGACCAAGAUCGGUAUCGCCUUGACCAUCGCGCUGCUGGCCGUUGGCCGUCGGUGCCGCGCCGGUGUGAUAUCCCUGGGCGAGGGUUUUCACGGGCAACAGGAUCCGUUGCAGCAGCACGGAUCGCUGGCCAGCUCGUAUCUGCAGUUUCACGGACCGGUCGAGGGGCCCGUGUUCGAGGUGAAAGUGCCGCACGAGGACGAACCGAAUCAUUUGCACGGACAGCCGGGCUACACGGUCGACUACGUCGCCCAGCCGAAGUACCAGUUCUCGUACGGAGUCGAGGACCACGAGACCGGGGAUUUCCACAGUCAGAAAGAAAUUCGAGACGGAAGCACCGUGUCCGGCCAGUACAGCGUGAAAGAGCCAGGUGGCAGCGUUCGUGUGGUCAGCUACCGCGCCGACAAGGACGGAUUUCAUGCCGUGGUGCACACUUCCGGCAAGAACGACCACGACGUCUACGCCGGUCAAGGCCAGCAGCUGCGGGUUCACGAUCAUCAGCCCGCGCAACAAGACGAACACGAUUACGAGGGAUACUGAUCCGUCCGCAGUCCACCCGAUAAUUCCUCGUAAUUCCUGUUUAGAACCUCGCGGUUCGAUGACAGAAUACAUACACAUUCCUUGACAAGGUACGAUGUCAAUGUUAAUCGGUAGAAAAUGUCGGGAAUCGAUUUUUGGAUUCGUCGGAAAGUUCAAUUUAUACUUAUCGACGAAACUGUAAAAAAAUGUAGAAAAGUCAGAAACAUCCGGCGAC